Molecule: messenger RNA, 3794 nt
Organism: Scatophagus argus
Lineage: Eukaryota; Metazoa; Chordata; Actinopteri; Scatophagidae
Gene: pkn3
Product: protein kinase N3
Exons: 22
Coding region: 278-3076 (932 amino acids)
Biological process (GO): signal transduction; protein phosphorylation
Molecular function (GO): small GTPase binding; ATP binding; protein serine/threonine kinase activity
Source: RefSeq, a predicted model, not a curated record
UCUAUUGACGUCAUUUAGCGUCGAGCCACACUUUAAGUCAAUUCAAACUUUUGCUCAGAUUUGUUUCCAUGAUGGACGUUAGUGCGGACGUACGGAGCACCUGUGAACACCUUUAGCAGACGUUGAAUUUCACAAGCCGCUGUCAGUAUAGCUAAGCUAGCCGUGUCUUUCUCCUCGGAGCCUUUUUCACCUGCUGCUGACCCGAACUAAACUGUUGGGAGCUGAAGCGGACGUUGACGCUUGCGUGAAUGUACAGCACCGCCAAGUGACAGCCACCAUGUCAGGUUUAACACUACAGAGCGCUAACCUGCAGGAUCUGGAUGAGGGGGAUAUUCUUGACCCAGAGUUUCAGCAGCGUUUGGAGGAUGCUCGUACUCUGCUCAGGCAGGAUAUCCAGCGAGAGCUGAAGAUUAAGGAGGCAGCUGAGAGGUUGCGGCGAGCCGUUACCAAUCGCAAGAGUGCAGCCGAUGUGGAGGGCCAACUCAGGGCCUCGAGCCGCAAGCUGGAAAAGAUGCACAGGGAUCUGCAGGAGCUCAAUGCCAGGUCUAUGGCCACAGAGAAGGACAGCACCGCAGGUUACUUGGAGGAAGAAGACAACCAGUCAGCAGAAUCGUGUCAGUGGGAAGAGGUCACGUCACCAUUGGCCAGUCGACUCAGAACCCUGAAGAAACAGCUUACCAUGGAGACCAAAGUCAAACAGGGUGCUGACAACAUGAUUCAGACUUACACCAACAGCUCAGUCAAGGAUAGAAAGAUGCUAUCUGCAGCCCAGCAAAUGUUGCAGGACAGCCGCACGAAGAUCGAGCUGCUGCGCAUGCAGAUAAUCAAAGUCAGUCAAGCCAGAGAUGGAGAACGGGAUGGCUCAAAUGGUCACCCCAUGGAGAUGAUCAGUCCUCUGGAGCUGCGAGUGGCUGAACUCAUGCACCACAUGAAGAUUGAAGCGGCUGUGGUAGAAGGCGCCAAGAACGUGGUGAAGCAGCUGAGCGGUCGUAAGAUCCAGGACCGUCGCAUACUUGCAGAGGCCCAGGCGCGAAUGCAAGAGUCAUCUCAGAAGGUGGAUCUGUUACGUCUCUCCUUGGAGAGACGUUUAAGUGAGCUGCCUCAGGACCAUCCCAAAUGUGCUGCCAUAAAAGAGGAACUAGCGUCGGCAGCCUCGCCUUCCUACGGCACACCAAAGAAGCUAUCCAGCACUCCGUCCUCUUCUUCUUCUUGCUCCUUCUUCAAACCAGCCAGUCUAACAGGUCGGUUGGAGGUUUGUUUGAAGGGCUGCCAAGACCUGCUGGAGUCGGUUCCGGGCCGUGGUCGCGUGACCAGUGUCUCGACCACCCCGGGAAGCCUCUCAGAUGGAAAGUCUCUGAAGGUGAGAGCCGGUCUAUCAGGACGCAGUGCUAAUGGCAAGAUGAAGGCUGAUGACCUGUCCUCGGAGGUAAGUGUUGUGCUGAAAGUGGACAACAGGAUAGUUGGCCGCACACACUGGAGACAGCUGGGCACUGAGGCCUGGGGCCAGAGCUUCAGCAUCGAACUGGAACGGUCCAGGGAGCUUGAAAUUGCUGUGUACUGGAGAGACUGGCGAGCAUUAAGUGGGCUGAAGUUCCUGCGCCUGGAGGACUUCCUGGAUAACCGCCGACAUGGCAUGUGUCUCCAGCUGGAGCCUCAGGGCGUCCUCUUCAUUGAGGUGACAUUUAUCAGUCCUGUCAUUGAGCGGCACUCCAAACUCCAGAGGCAGAGGAGAAUUUUCCCUAAAGAAAAAGGGAAGGACUUCCUGCGUGCUGCCCAGAUGAACAUGAACUUUGCCACUUGGGGACGUUUGAUGAUGAGCAUCCUGCCUCCCUGCAGCUCCCUGGAACCCAUGAGCCCUCCAUUAACUGGCACUAAUGCCGGCCCCACAUCAUCCACCACUUCUCCGGCAGGAGAAGCUGCUGUGGUGAGCCUAAAUUUUGCUGAUCAACAUCCUGGAAGAUCUCCUCAUCGCACAAGAAAGAACGCAAAGGACUCUCCACUGUCUCCUGGUGAGAACAAGAGCCCAAAGCCCCAACGCCAGCCCUCGAUUCAUCCAUCCACACGCAGGGAGGGAGGACUUCAGAUCGAAGACUUCAGCUGCAUUUCAGUUCUGGGAAGAGGUCACUUUGGAAAGGUGCUGCUAGCAGAGUUUAAGAAGACGGGCAAACUUUACGCCAUCAAAGCCCUGAAGAAAGGAGACAUCGUGACACGUGAUGAAGUCGACAGCCUCAUUUGUGAGAAGAGGAUCUUUGAAGUGAUCAACGUCUCCAAGCAUCCUUUCCUGGUGAACCUUUACGGCUGCUUCCAGACUGCGGACCACGUGUGCUUUGUGAUGGCCUACUCCCCCGGAGGAGACCUCAUGACGCACAUUCACAACAGCAUCUUCACUGAGAAACAGACCCUGUUUUAUUCCUCGUGCGUCCUGCUCGGCCUUGAGUUUCUCCACCAAAACAAAAUAGUUUACAGGGAUCUGAAGCUAGAUAACCUGCUAAUGGAUGCAGAUGGUUUUGUCAGGAUAGCCGACUUUGGCCUGUGCAAAGAAGGUAUGGGCCACGGCGACCGCACUUCAACAUUCUGUGGUACACCCGAGUUUUUGGCCCCAGAGGUGUUGACAGACAACAACUACACCCGCAGUGUGGACUGGUGGGGUCUGGGGGUCCUCAUCUAUGAGAUGCUGGUGGGGGAGUCUCCUUUCCCAGGUGAUGAUGAGGAGGAGGUGUUUGACAGCAUCGUCAACGAUGAUGUACGCUACCCUCGCUUCCUUUCUGCCCACUCUGUGUCCCUCAUUCAAAAGCUGCUGCAGAAAAAUCCUGAGAUGAGGCUUGGAGCAGGAGAGGAAGAUGCCUCACAGAUCAAAAGACACAAAUUCUUUCAGGGAAUGGACUGGGGGGCUCUCCUGGCCAAAAAGGUGAAACCUCCCUUCCUGCCCGUCAUCAGAGCGCCAAAGGACGUCAGUAACUUUGACAAUGAGUUCACUCGCCUCAAGCCAGUCCUCACCCUCCCACAAACAACCUGCGUCCUCACUGCCCAGCAGCAAGAAAUCUUUGCUGACUUUGACUUUUCCCUCCUAAGUUGACCGAAGGGAUUCACGCUCCGUGCUGCCACAUCACAGUGACUGACAGCUGCUGUUUCUACCUACCUUUUAUUUAAAUCUUCUGAUUCAUCAGAAGCUCAGAGACAACAGUCCUGCCGUUGUUCACACAGUUGCACAUGAUCUCAGCGGCCCGUUUACAACAACACAACACAAAGUCCUUCAAAUGCUCAGAAUCAGCUUGGCUUCAGCCUGUCGCACUUCACUGAUACUCACCGAGUCUGAUUUCAUGAUACAACAGUUUCUUUAGAACAUUUUCUUCUCUCUGCCAAAAUGAUUCUGAGCUAUUUCAUGUCGUUUCUGUCAUCAAACAGCAACAAGUGGAACAUUUACUUUUUUUUUUUUGCCAUUGGACAUUGAGCCAGUAAAACAUAUUAUACAAAUAUUUGUGAUCUUAAUGAAGAAUGAAUGAAUCGACUCUGAAGGCCACAGCUUUGAAUGUACUUCGUUAUUUAGUCGGAUGAUUAGUACUGUAUGUCCACCUGUUGUUUAAGGAAUUUAAGAUACUGAAAAUGUUAAUGUUAUUUUAUAUUCUUUUCCUAGAUCUUUCUCACGCAGUACAACUGGAUUGAGAUUUUUUAAAAUACUAUCAUGAAGAUUAUGCGUAUAAUGAAGAAACCAGCCUAUAUGUAAAGUGUAAACUACAUGAAAGAAAACCUUGAUGAAUAAAUUUAUAUCUGCUGGACUUUGAAUGACCAGGAAA